GCGUUGCCAGCCCCGCGGGGUUGGAGGCCUCAAUGAGUCAGGGUUGCGCGACCGGGCCGCCGGCCAAGAAGAGCAAUGCGGCGGGCCUUGCAAAAGGGCCAGGCCUUGCCAGCUCUUCGACGCAGGCGCCGAGUAGCGGGGCGGCGUUCCCGUUUCCUUUCCAGAGCGCCCCCGCGACGCCCGGGGGCCGGGCGAUCGCCCCCCCAGCCCUGCCGCCGUCGCCAGCGGCACCGCUGGGGGCGUCGAAGCCUCCAGCGCCGCCGCGGGCGGAAGCUGCGGCGCGCUCCGGCGCCGCGCAGGUCGACGCCUCGGCGGCAGGCGGCCAGGGCGCCUAUGAGACUCUUCGCGACAAGGCGUGCCACCUCAUCGCAGUGGCUGGGGGCACGGCGAUCGACCCAUGCAUAUCCGUGAAGAACGAGGCCUCGUGCCGGCGCGCCGAAGCUCUCGUUUUGCUUGGCCAGAUGCCAGACGCGCGGCUCCUGCGUGACAACCCAGCGGGCUUCGUCAGGAUGGUCAAGGAGGAGGGCGCGGGGGGCGCGGAGAAGAAGCAGCCACAGCAGGGCGAAGAAGUCGAUCGGGGAGACGACACGGCGGACGUGAGCCACUUCGAGAUGGCGGCUGCUCUGCACGAGGAGCUGGCCGGAGACAACCUCGACAGGAUGCGCCGCGAGGCCUGGGGGGGACAUCAGGGGCGCCGAGGGGCGGGCGCCCGCGGCCUGGGCACGCGGGACAUGUUCUUCGGCCGCGAGCUGGCGCGCGUCAAGCUGAUCGGUGCCGGCGCGGCGGCCAUGACCCCGAACGAGCUUUUGAAUGCGGCAUCUAAGAGGUCUCUCUGCGUCAAGGACCUUGCGCGGCCUCUUCCAACCGCGCGGGGGCAGGAGGGCCGCCCCCGCAUGCUCGCGCUGCGGGAGCAUUACCAGACAUUGCUCGAGGAGCUUCCGGACACGGCAGCGCAGAAGUUUUCGCCGAACCAGCUGGAGGACGACGACGGACCAUCGAAAGCGCUGGUGGGGUUGGUGAAUCACCGCUCUGGCGAGGUGGUGGAGCUGGACAGGUGCAGAACGCAGCGGUGCAUUCGCAAG
Messenger RNA from Prorocentrum cordatum, 1082 nucleotides. Lineage: Eukaryota; Dinophyceae; Prorocentrales; Prorocentraceae. The record is from the annotation of a GenBank genome assembly.